AUGUCUCUUCAAAACAAUAGUCUACCCUUCGAUGAGUGGCAAUCCAUCCGAAUCAAGACAACAGCUACCAGCCUGUUUGCCCGCUACAAUGGCACCGGCCCAGCUGUUCUAUUGCUGCACGGAUGUCCGCAGCAUUCCUUGAUGUGGCACAAAGUAGGUCCGCUACUUUCUUCAAAGUACACAGUCAUCUGCCCAGAUUUGCCCGGAAUGGGCCAGUCGACGCUCAGCGAGUCCGGAAGAUACACUUCCGCAGCAGCAGCUGAAGCCAUCAUCUCAUUGCUCGAUUUCCUGCAGAUCGAGAAGGUGGCUGUAUUUGGCUACGACAAAGGCGCAUCAGUCGGAUCCGUACUCGCCUGGAAGUACGCCAGUCGCGUUACCUCUCUGAGUGUUGGCGAGUAUGCUCUCCCGGCCUUUGGACACGAGAUCAUCCAGAAUCCAGAGCCGUCGAGGAAUCUAUAUGGGCAUUGGCAUCUCGCCCUGUUCACCAUCCCCGAGGCCGCCGAGUUUCUCAUCCGCGGUCGUGAAAAGGAGUUUCUCAACUGGUACUUCUGGCAUAGUUCGUAUUCAGCAAGCGCUAUUAUAUCGCUGGAGCAUGUCGAGCGCUAUGCAGCAGCGUUGGCAAAGCCGGGAUAUCUGCGUUCCAUGACGGAGUUCCUCAAUGGCAACAUCUGGCGCGAAGUUGAAUACUUCAAGCCGCUGAGAGACGACCCCAUCCGACUCCCCCUGACGGUCCUUUGGGGAGAAGCCAGCCUGGUGCCUGAGGAAGUCAGUCAAGGUCUUUGGGGACCUACAGCAACCUCGGUCAGGACGGUAACUGUGCCAAAGGCAGGGCACUGGCUAGCGGACGAGAACCCCAAGUGGCUGGCAAACUUCAUUGACCAGAAUGUUGCCAGCUCCGCCGUUGAGCCGACCUCUGUCGACCUUGGCUACUUGGAAGAUCGAGUCACGAUGAUGUAG
Molecule: messenger RNA, 957 nt
Organism: Trichoderma reesei QM6a
Lineage: Eukaryota; Fungi; Ascomycota; Sordariomycetes; Hypocreales; Hypocreaceae
Exons: 3
Coding region: 1-957 (318 amino acids)
Source: RefSeq, a predicted model, not a curated record